AUGUCUUUGAUCAACUCUUCUCCUCUCCUUGCCAAAGGUGCUCAAAUGACAAAGAAGCAUCUUGCGCCCAAGUCGCAAGCCAAUUUAGAAUCAGGAUUACGCGUUUAUCAGAGAAUUUUAGCUAAAACUGAUUUUAAUAAGCCAAUUUUCCCUAUUACACUUGAAUCUGCUGAAAUAUUCUUACUUGCAUAUGUAAAAGAAAACCUAACUGCCACAAUUUCUACGUUGCAAAACCAUAUUUCUGCAUUAAGACAGAAAAUAAAAGAAGAUUCUUCAUUUGAUUACACAGAAACUUAUCAAUUCAAAUCGUUCGGAAUACAAAAGAUUUUCUUUUAG
This is a messenger RNA of Trichomonas vaginalis G3, 336 nucleotides long. RefSeq lists its product as uncharacterized. The transcript has a single exon. The record is from RefSeq and is a predicted model, not a curated record. The coding region runs from base 1 to 336 and encodes 111 amino acids. Lineage: Eukaryota; Parabasalia; Trichomonadida; Trichomonadidae.